AUGGGCACAGGAAUAGUCUCCAUCCUCCUCCACAACCUCCCCUACAACGGGCCAUGGCUCUACUGGAUCUCAAUAACAAUCUUCGCCCUAAACGUCCUCCUCUUUGCACUGGGGACUAUAAUCAGUUUUCUCCGGUACAGUCUAUACCCCGAGAUAUUCACCGUAAUGAUCACGCACCCAGUACAGUCAAUGUUCAUGGGGACAUUUCCCAUGGGCCUCGCGACGAUAAUUAACAUGAUCGUUUUCGUCUGUGUCCCCAUCUGGGGAGAAUGGGUACGAUAUUUCGCAUGGGGACUGUGGAUUUUCGACGCGGGUAUUUCGGUCUUGACGGCUCUUUCGUUGCCGUUUAUUCUAAUGGCCAACGGAAGCGAAACACAUCUUUCUUCCAUGACGGCCGUUUGGCUUUUGCCAAUCGUUAGCUGUAUUGUUGCGGCUUCGUCGGGAGCGGUUGUUGCUGAGAUCCUGCCCAAUGAACAGUAUGCUCUGUGGACGCUAAUAGCAAGCUACGUGCUUUGGGGCAUGGGUCUCCCACUUGCACUCAUGGUAAUGGUGAUUUAUCUAAUGCGACUAACUCUCCACAAACUACCGCCGAAAGCGGUGAUCGUGAGCGUCUUUCUUCCCUUGGGUCCGCUGGGACAGGGGGGGUAUGGUGCAAUGAAAUUAGGCCAAUGUGCCCAGAAGAUCUUCCCGCAGACGAAGACGUUAGAACAAUCGUCUGGGUCAACGUUUUAUACACUGGGAUUUCUGGUAGCGCUGAUUCUAUGGGCUUUUGGCCUUGUUUGGCUGUUUUUUGCGUCUGCUUCGAUUGUUCGAUUGAAGAGCUUUCCGUUUAAUAUCGGGUGGUGGGGAUUCACGUUUCCGUUGGGGGUGUUUGCGGCGAGUACGGUGCAGAUGGGGAAUGAACUUCCUUCGAAGAUUUUCCAUAUUCUGGGGACGAUUUUGUCUGUGCUGGUGGUGAUACUGUGGAUGGUGGUUAGUUUGGGGACUCUGCGGGGAGUAGUGUCCGGAAAGCUCUUUCAUGCGCCGUGUUUGGGGGAUCUAAGAGUGGAGCAAAAGGGAAAGGGAAAAGAAGUGUGA
Messenger RNA from Penicillium manginii, 1077 nucleotides. Its product is annotated as TDT family transporter. Gene Ontology annotation, cellular component: plasma membrane. The record is from RefSeq and is a predicted model, not a curated record. Lineage: Eukaryota; Fungi; Ascomycota; Eurotiomycetes; Eurotiales; Aspergillaceae. The coding region runs from base 1 to 1077 and encodes 358 amino acids. Gene Ontology annotation, molecular function: sulfite transmembrane transporter activity. The transcript has 4 exons. Gene Ontology annotation, biological process: sulfite transmembrane transport; transmembrane transport.